UCAUUUCUUGAACAUAUCUAUCCUACUUCCUAUUUGACUAUUGUUUGUAGUCUCUGAUGCAGCAAAAUGGAUUCCAUUCCUGUUCCCAGUCCUAAACCUAAACAAAUAUUUUGCCUGAAAUGGCCAUGGAAUGAAGCAAACCCUAACUCUAGCCCUAGUCCCUGCAAGUUCGAGGGUCCUUGGCCAUUGAAGUCUCUCCAAAACCUUGGUAUAAUUGCUUUCAACUUUGCCAACUCUGUUUCAGGUUGGAAGAAGAAAACGACUCUCACACAGUCAGAGGCAGAGCAUAGAGCAUUUGCUUCGGCUCUGGCAAGCGCCAAGGACGCGACUUUGGUGGAAUUCUACUCACCCAAGUGCAGGCUCUGUAAUUCCCUGCUCAAAUUUGUUUCCGAAGUCGAAGCCAGGAACUCUCACUGGCUCAAUAUUGUCAUGGCGGAUGCUGAGAAUCCCAAUUGGCUACCUGAGCUCCUUAAUUAUGAUGUUAGCUAUGUUCCUUGUUUUGUACUUCUUGACCACAAUGGCAAGGCCCUGGCAAAGACCGGUGUCCCGAGUAGUCGUUUACACGUUAUUGCAGGACUCUCUCAUCUUCUCAAAAUGAAGCGCCCUCAACCAAAAUGAAAAUGAUGGAUUAUGAUUUCACUGUUUUGUAUGUGUGAAUGGUGUGAUUGGGUCUCCAUGAAUUGGCUUAAGGUGGACAAAAUGGAGAUAGGGAGUUUUGGGGUGGGAGGAGAAGCAUCGGUGGGGGAGGAAGGAGAAGAAGCCUGUGAAAACUCAAAAGAAGGAAACGAAUACUUUUCAGAAUACCCGAUCCAAAUUUUUUGUUUUAAUAUAUUUUAGAAUGCAUAUACUUCUAAAACAUAUUUCUGGAUUCAAAAAUGUUUUUUAAAAUGUGUAUUUUAGAAUAUUCUUUUUUUUGAAAUACAUAUUUUAAAAUGUGUUUUCAAAUUCAAAAAAUAGUUUUUAGAUUGUAUAACUUAAAAUAUUUUUAUUUUAAAAUACAUUUUAGAUCAUGUAUAUUGUACAGGAUUAAGUCAUCCCGAAAUCGACCCAAAUUACCUAUUUGUCCGAAUACAUGUCGUUUUAUUAAUCCCACAUAGUCCAAUAUGUAUCUAAUCAUUCCUUCUUCUUUUUAUCAGCAAAGAGUAUAAAUAUAUAUAUACAAAGUCAUUGUAGGUGUGCUCAACCCCUAUACAUUGAAUUUCUUAGAUAAUCUAAAAACAUCCUAACGGAUGUGUAAAUCAAAAAAUUAAAAGCAAACAAAGGUUCUUACAUAUUUAAAGUGCAACUAAAAAAAGUUACUACCUUAAGAAUUUUCACUUAUAAGUACUUAUUUAAGUUGGUAGUCAUUGGCCGUUCCUGGAUUCAUUCCCAUCAGACCAAUGUUAGAUUCAAAUUUGUUUAUAAGUUAUUUUGAGAGCUUUCUAAUCAACAAAAAAACAUGUGUAACAUUUUGUUCUUUGACCCUAUUACUCAAAACUAAACACUAAAGUGUCGUGCGUCCAGUAAAAUACUACAUCUUAGAAGACUUUUCCUGUGAAAUUCAACUCUAAGUUUUGGUUAAACCAUUUUCCUUCCUCUCCUUCAUCACAUACAUCACAUAAGUCUUUCCACCACCUUGAUGUAUAAUGUUUUAUAUUAUGUCUUUUUAGACCUCUCCAAUAUCCAUAUUUUGAUUUUAAGAUAUCCUUCCAUAAUCUUUCUUCCUCCAUGUCUAGUCUCCACUUCCAUUUGGCUAAUUGAGCUUUAUUAAACAAAUGGAUAUCUUAUCCAAGCAAUCUUUCUAUCCUCAUGUUCUCAGCUCAAGAGAAAAUUUCUUUGAAGGUUCUUAAUAAUCUUACAAACAUCUAUCGGUGCUUUAUAAAAGGGAAAAAUAGUAAAGGGGCAGGACUGUGAUGACUGAUUUUAUUAAACAAAUUUGUCCUGCAAAUGAUAAGUAUCUACCUUUCCAUGUGGACAAUUAUAAUUUUUGUAAUCACUGGUUGCAAAAAAAAAAAAAAUGCUUUGUUGAGUUUCCUCUUAGAACCAUACCUAAAUAUUUGAAUGGUAUUUGCAUUGUAUUACAAUGUAAAACGUGUAAGUAUCUCGUUAAAGUAUUUUUGUCUACACUUAAGGCUCCAAUUUUUCUUUUAUAAAAAUUAACUUUUGUGUCAUGAAGUCAUCUCACACCACCUAAGUAUACUUUUAACGACUAAGAUGUUCUGACAGUUUGCUUCACAUAUAAAUAAAGUAUCAUUUGCAAAUUAUAGGAGGUUAAACUUGACUUUAUUUUCUUCUACAUAUAUGUAUGCCUGUAUACAAAUUUUCUUUAUAGCCUGGUUUACCAUUCCAAAUAGGCCUUAUGCCAUUAUUAAGAACAAAAAGGGUGCAAUAGGGUUCCCUUUUCUUAACCCUCUUGUUGGAUUGAAUUGUUUAGUUGGGCUACCAUUUACUAGAACUAAAAUCGUGGCAAAUUUUAAACAUUUCUUAAUUCAACUUAUCCAUUGUCUGCAAAAUUCUAGUCUCUCCAUCAUGUAAUAAAGAAACUCCCAACAUACAGAAUUAUAUGCUCUUUUGUAGUCUAUGUUAACUACCAACCCACAUUUCUUUUUUUAUUUUGUCUUCAACUGUCUCAUUAGUUAGCCAUUAAGAUGCUAUCCAGUAACUCUUCCAGAUAUAAAAGUAGACUGGGACCUAUCAAUUAUCUUAGGCAAGACCUUUUUCAUUCUAUUAGAUAGGACUUUAGAUAUUUGUAUGUGCAUCGAAAUAGGUCUGUAUUCAUCUAAUGUGACCAGAUUUUCCAGUUUAGGCACUAGAUUAAUAAAGGAUGCAUUGCAA
Messenger RNA from Vigna unguiculata (cowpea), 2814 nucleotides. RefSeq names its product Thioredoxin superfamily protein. Lineage: Eukaryota; Viridiplantae; Streptophyta; Magnoliopsida; Fabales; Fabaceae. Gene Ontology annotation, biological process: cell redox homeostasis. The record is from RefSeq and is a predicted model, not a curated record.